This is a messenger RNA of Limanda limanda (common dab), 1198 nucleotides long. RefSeq names its product palmitoyltransferase ZDHHC12-B-like. Lineage: Eukaryota; Metazoa; Chordata; Actinopteri; Pleuronectiformes; Pleuronectidae. The record is from RefSeq and is a predicted model, not a curated record. The coding region runs from base 272 to 1078 and encodes 268 amino acids. Gene Ontology annotation, molecular function: protein-cysteine S-palmitoyltransferase activity. Gene Ontology annotation, cellular component: Golgi apparatus; endoplasmic reticulum. The transcript is spliced from 5 exons. Gene Ontology annotation, biological process: protein targeting to membrane; peptidyl-L-cysteine S-palmitoylation.
AGUGGCGGCUCCAGGAGCGACACAACAAACCCAGAUUUAAAACAAGUGAAUGAAAUACGCACUAACUUCAGUAACUAGCUCCACAGUGACGUUAUUAAACUAAUGUGUGUUUCACUAGCACAGUUCAAAUCCAUGUUUCAUUUCCCCAGACUUCUCCCCUGCGUUGUUAAAGGGCAGCUAGCGAUGCUACAGAGUUAGCUCCCCAGUUAGCUCCCCAGUUAGCUCACCAGUUAGCUCACCAGUUAGCUCCCCAGUUGUACAUGUGGGUGAAAUGGUGCAGAGCAUGUUUCGGACCGGGGUCCUGGUUCGGGCCGGUCACACGCUGCUUACCUGGGUCACGACCCUCAUCCUGUUCCUGCACGACACUGAUCUGCGGAGGUGUGAGGAGCGAGGGGAGCUGCUGCUGCCGCUCCUCUUCUUCUUCCUGGUCGUGAUGUCCGUGCUCUUAUACUUCGCUGUUUCUCUCAUGGAUCCUGGAUUCGUUCUCACCGACGCCGUCAAGGGGGUGGAAGGUUCAAAUGAGGAAAUGGAAUCAAUGAUUCCUCAGACUUCGACCCCCCCCCGGCUGCGGCGCUGUGGAUACUGUCUUCUGCAGCAACCAAUGAGAGCGAAGCACUGUCAGACGUGUCAGCACUGCGUCCGGCGCUUCGACCACCACUGUCCCUGGAUCGAGAACUGUGUGGGGGAGCGGAACCACCGCUGGUUCAUCGUCUACCUGCUGGUGCAGCUGCUGGCUCUGCUGUGGGCUCUGCACAUCGCUCUGUCGGGGAUUUCGCCCGGCGUCACGUGGGAGCUGUGGUUCCGGGUGAACGGGUUCCUGCUGGCGGCGCUGCUGGUGGUGGGGGUUUUCUCCGUGGUGGCCUCGCUGCUGCUGGGCUGCCACCUCUACCUGGCCUCCAUCAACUGCACCACCUGGGAGUUCAUGUCGCGCCACCGGAUCUCGUACCUGAAGAACUGCGAGUGCGAGGAGAACCCGUUCGACCGCGGCUUCUUCUGCAACCUGCUGGAUUUCUUCUGCAUCUGCAGGACGGUGAUGUGGGAGCAGGUCUACAAGAGAAACACUCUGAAUCCAGCCUGACUCUUCUUUUGAUAACUCAACUACCAGAUGGAGCCAAAUAUUUUACAAUUGUUUCUACGGUAUUUGUACGAUUUUGUAUUUAUUGACAACGAGAGCACAUUAAAACACUGAUGAUACACA